This is a messenger RNA of Parastagonospora nodorum SN15, 1401 nucleotides long. RefSeq lists its product as hypothetical. The transcript is spliced from 3 exons. The coding region runs from base 1 to 1401 and encodes 466 amino acids. Gene Ontology annotation, molecular function: mRNA binding. The record is from RefSeq and is a predicted model, not a curated record. NCBI's taxonomy places the organism in Eukaryota, Fungi, Ascomycota, Dothideomycetes, Pleosporales, Phaeosphaeriaceae. Gene Ontology annotation, cellular component: nucleus.
AUGGCCGACACCGAAAACGCUGCUUCGGCAGCCGCCAACCCCGCUGAGACGGCUAAGACUGAGAGCUCAGACGUUAAGCCCACCACGAGCACUGACGCCACCGUGAGCGACGCAAAGGCCGACGACUCCAAGGACAAGUCGGAAGCCGCUGGCGAAGAGAAGUGGGAGCUCAAUGGCAACUCCAAGGACAAGGACGAGCGUCGCGGUGGUCGCAAUGACCGCAACGGUCGCAACGACCGCUUCAACGACCGCCGUGAUGGAGGCCGUGGACGAGGCCGUGGUCGCGGUGGCUUCAACAACAACACUAAGAAGCGCAACGAGGAAUUCGACAACCUCCCCGAGACUGACGACCCUGUCGAGAUUCGCAACCAGGUCGAGUUCUACUUCUCCAACCACAACCUGGUCACUGACGAGCAUUUGUUCACCGAGCUCGGCGGUCCUCUUAACCGCCCUGUCUCCAUCAAGCAUCUGUCCGACUUCAAGCGCAUGCGUCGCUUCCGCCCGUACUCUGCCAUUGUCGAUGCGCUGCGCGAGAGCAACGACUUGAUCGUCGUAGACGACGGUGAGUACAACGGAACCGGAAAGGAGGCAGUCAAGCGCAAGGAGCCUCUUGUUUGCCCCACCGAGGAAGGCGAUGAGGAGCGCAAGCCCAGCACUCUCGAUUACUUCUACCGCCUCAAGAAAGCGUCCUCGAACAAGAUCGAGACUAGCGUCUACGUCAAGAACUUCGGCGAGCCUGAAAAGGCUGGCCAGAUUGCGAUUGAGCAGUUCUUCCGUCCCUACGGCGCAGUCAUGGUCCGCAAGCGCCGUGAUGCAGACGACAGCUGGAAGGGCAGCGUCUUCGUAGAGUUCGACUCUGAGGACUCUCAGAAGCAGUUCCUCGCCCUCGAUCCCAAGCCCAAGUUUAACGGCAACGAGCUUACUGUCAUGGGCAAGAAGGAGUACAUCAUCUGGAAGUGUGAGCAGAAGGGCAUUGAGCCUAACUUCGAGGCCAGGAGGUGGGAGUCCAACGGCAACCGCAGCAAGGGCGACACCCGUGGGCGUGGCCGAGGCCGUGGACGCGGGCGUGGACGAGGAGGAUUCGACGGCCGCGACCGUCGCGACCGCCGUGAUCGUGACCGCUCCCCCCGCCGCCGACGUGACCGCAGCGGUUCAGCUGGCUCAGUCGACAGCCGUGACUGGAACGACCGCCGCGACCGCUUCCAGAAGGGCAAGGAUGACCGCAGCAGCCGCAAAGAAGAGGACCGCAAGGAGGUCGAGCGCGAUGGUCACGGUGUGCCCGUGGUCAAGGACACCCGUGGCGAUGCCGACAAGGACGGUUCUAACAAGCGCAAGGCUGAUGGCGAUGACCGCGCCGACAGCCCCAAGAAGGGCAAGUUGGAGAUCAAGCAGGACGAGUAA